AUGUCCGUCGAAGUCCAUAAUUUCGGUAUUUCCGACCCAUUUGCCAAUGACACUUCUCAGUUUAGUGUUGGCGGCUCCACUACACACUUAAUUCAUAUCCGGAAUCAGCAGAGAAAUGGUCGGAAGAGCGUUACUACGGUUCAGGGCCUGGAUAAGGCACUCGAUCUGAAAAAGAUGGUUCGUGCAUUGAAAAAGGAACUCAAUUGCAACGGGACGGUCAUUGAAGACGCGGAGCACGGCAGCGUGAUCCAGCUUCAGGGAGAUCAGCGCCAUGCUGUGAAGGAAUUCCUCGAGCGCGAAGACAUCUGUUCGGGGGAGCAGAUCAGGAUUCAUGGGGCCUGA
Messenger RNA from Neospora caninum, 342 nucleotides. RefSeq names its product putative translation initiation factor SUI1. The transcript has 2 exons. Gene Ontology annotation, molecular function: RNA binding; translation initiation factor activity. NCBI's taxonomy places the organism in Eukaryota, Apicomplexa, Conoidasida, Eucoccidiorida, Sarcocystidae. The record is from RefSeq and is a predicted model, not a curated record. Bases 1 to 342 code for a protein of 113 amino acids. Gene Ontology annotation, biological process: translational initiation.